AUGUGCCAAUCGGUAGCCGUCGGUGGCGAUUUCUUAGGACUAGGCAGGAAAAGGAUUCGAUUCUCGUCUGUAAAAAGCUUAAUGCAAAGUGAUAUUGUUAAGAAGCUCAUUGAUGUCGCACCUAUCGUGAUUCCUAUUAUCAUAGCAUACUUUGAAGUGGUUGGGCUAUUUGGGAACAUCAACCUAAUCGCAGCGACAGCACGCCAUAAACAUCUUCGUACAAAACAUGGCAUAUUGUUAGCACUCACAACAUUCUAUCAAACAUUCUGCCUACUGGGAGAGUUGGCUAACGUUGCUGCCGCUGUUUUGGGUGGUUCACUGAAAAAACAGGACGUCUGUUUCUUAUUGAUGAUUCCCUAUAUCUGGUUUUGUUGUAUGCAAUCGACUAUGUUUCUGAUUCUCUCGCUUGAUAUGCUAUUUUCCGUCACACUACCACUCAAGCAUAUGGUCAUUCGGGAAUGGAUAUAUGCCUCUGUAGCCUCAAUUCCACCGAUCCUCUACGCUUCAUUGAUCAUAACAAUGAAUUCACUAGAAGUUCUAAUUGGGAAUAAACACAACAACACGGUAGUGGUGUGUAAUCCGUCGUUAUCAAUGGAUUCGGGAGUAGCAAACUUUUGGGUAAACUGGAACGCGUUUUCAAAUCUAGGCGUGCUCAUCGUAUAUUUUUCAGUUUACCUCCUCGUCAUGAAUAAAGAGAAGCAACAACAGAAACUUGGAAGAGUGAUGACGAAUGCUGGAGAAAAACAGGCAGAUAAACAGCAACGGCAAUCUUUUCCGCUACGGAAAUCACUCUCACUGAAUUCACUGAAUGCCCAAGUCAAAAAAGCAGUCGAAGGAAAAAGGACCCUUAUUUCUCUCAUGUGGUUAAUGGCAAUCUUCACGUUAACGUGGUGCACAUGUAUGUUUUCUCAAGGAAUAGUUUCGUGGAUGCCUCCAUCCGACAUCAAAAUAUUUGUGGAGGCUUACUCGAUCAUAUUCGCGAUGAUGUCAUACUCUGUCAACUACUAUGUUUACUUUGCGAGAAAUCCCACUUAUCGGAAAGCAUUUCUCCAGCAGCUGGCGUGUUUACUACCGAAAAGGAUUUGGAAUACGAACUUUUUGAGCAACACCACUCGCACUCCCAGAAACGUGAAAGCGAUUGCUCAUAGCCUUUCAAUGCCCUCUACAUAUCACCGUCAAAAUAAACCUGGAAUGACGCGGCAGAAUGACACCAACAGCAGCUGCAGAUUUGAAAUUGGAGGAGUUUAG
Molecule: messenger RNA, 1248 nt
Organism: Necator americanus (New World hookworm)
Lineage: Eukaryota; Metazoa; Nematoda; Chromadorea; Rhabditida; Ancylostomatidae
Exons: 11
Coding region: 1-1248 (415 amino acids)
Biological process (GO): G protein-coupled receptor signaling pathway
Cellular component (GO): membrane
Molecular function (GO): G protein-coupled receptor activity
Source: RefSeq, a predicted model, not a curated record